Molecule: messenger RNA, 1749 nt
Organism: Colletotrichum gloeosporioides
Lineage: Eukaryota; Fungi; Ascomycota; Sordariomycetes; Glomerellales; Glomerellaceae
Exons: 2
Coding region: 1-1749 (582 amino acids)
Molecular function (GO): nucleic acid binding; zinc ion binding
Source: RefSeq, a predicted model, not a curated record
AUGCCUCCAAAAAGGAGUAGGAAGACGAGUGUGGCAUCUCCACCGGCGGAAUCCGACAACGACGGAUCUGAAUAUCAAGGGAGCGACGUGUCCAUGGCAGACAUUAACGAUGCAACCCUAGACGACCAACCCGAGGCUUCUGCCAACAAACCGGCAAACAACGCUCCAAAUCCCACCACCAGGCGAGCAAACAAGAAGAAGCCCAAGCGAAGGCCUGCCAAUGAGCAAGAGUUUGGCUACGGUCAGCUGCACCAAGAGUUCGCAGCCUUCAGACGUCUCUUCCAAGUGUUCUUGGAUCGUACCAUGCCGCAGGACGAUGGCAGCACCGCCAUGGAUGUUGCCAUGAAGCCGCUCUCGAGCCGCAGGCCAGAUUGCGUUGUCAAGACAUCUUUUGAGCCAGCUGAAUCCCGGAAAACGUUUACCGGCUACUACACCGAGUGGAUGAAAGCCUUGAAGCAGCUUGACAACGUCUAUCACCAAGUCAGAGAGAUCUUUGUGUACGACGAUUACGUCAACUUUACCUUCAAAACCCCAGACGCUGCCAAAAGUUUCACGCCUAACAAGGAGGAUAUGUUCAAGGCGCUUGGUAGUAAUAUGCCAGUCAGUUGCUUCCAGCGGGCCGAUGAGCACUACUACGUGGAGCUCUUCUUUCGUGGUCGCGAUUUCCGCCAUACCCACGCCACUGACGCCAAGAAGAUGCUCGCCGAGUUGGGGCUGGAUUCCGACAAGUUCUCGGUGAUGUUCAGCGAAAAACGCCAAAGGUUUAUUGCCAAGUUCACAGACAUGGCAGAGGCCGAUAGGCUGCUUGAAAUGUACGAAAACGAAGGUGGAACUCAAGGCGAAGGGCUUCUGAUCGAUUACUCGUACGCUCACUUACGGCCUAUCGAUAUCCGAUCGGUGGGGAUGAAUUGCUUCCACUGUAAAAAGGCUGGCCACAUGAUGAAGCGCUGCCCAGACAAGGAUGAAGACCCCACGUGUGGAUGGUGUGGCGAUCGGGGCCACGGCCAGCACGCCUGCACGUCGACGGUCCCCCGGUGUGCUGCCUGCAAGGAGGAGCAUUGCACGCAGUCUGUCAAUUGCAUGGAUCGGAAUCGCCGACUGCAUCUGCGUGCUUGCGCCAAGUUUGGUCCGCCAGCGUGGCCAUCCUAUGCAAGGUUUCUACGACCUCAUGGGAGGCGAGAUGAACAGUCUCGCGACGUUGACUCUGGUUCUUCUGGGUCUGCCGGUGCCUCUGGGUCUGGUGCUACCUCUGAGCCUGCUGCCACGUCUGAGCCUGCUGCUGCCUCUGAAUUUGCUGCUACCUCUGAGCCUGCUGCUGCUGCCUCUGAGCCUGCUGCUGCUGCCUCUGAGCCUGCUGCCACGUCUGAGCCUGCUGCUGCCUCUGAAUUUGCUGCUACCUCUGAGCCUGCUGCUGCUGCCUCUGGGUCUGGUGCUACCUCUGAGCCUGCUACUGCCUCUGAAUUUGCUGCUACCUCUGGGUCUGCAUCUUCCCGAGGCAAAAGGAAGCGUGUCCAACAGGCUGACUCUCGGGACAACGCAACUCCGUCUUGCGGCAGUGAGCCAACGGCAACUGCAUCCGGUAGCGCCGAAGGCUCACGCACACGGGGGCAGUUGAAGAAUACCGCUGGCGCCUCUGAGAAGAAGCAGAAAGAGCCUCCGAAGGCACCGGACCCGGACUUUUUAGAUCCAAGUCGGUUAGACCGUAUGGUCGACAACCGCAAGCGUCACAAGGGACGCGGCCGCAAAUGA